CUGACUUUACUUGGUAUACUAUACUGUCUGUACUGCAUUAUUGCCAUUAUUGGCAUUAUUGCACUUCUGUCAUUUGAAAAUUCUGAAAAGAUUUAUUAAUUCAAAAUUGUUGAUUUGAAGAUCGCAAAUAAUUUUAAACAUUGAUUUAUUUUCAUAAUUUUUACUUCAAACAAUAUCGUUCUAUAGUCCUGAUUGUAUAAUUAUAAUGGAUGAUUUAUGCUUCAAAAUUGAUAUAGUCUUAAAUGAGUGUUCUAAAUAUUUAUGUAUUACGGAGAAAAAAGAAUUUGAUGAAUCAUUUUAUAAAAUAAUAUUCAAAGAUUUAAUAAAUGGAUCACUCCAUCAAUUUGUAAAAUCUAUACAAGUUUUUUUUAAAACAUUCCAAAAUAAAAAUGUUUACAUGCUUUGUGUAUGUUUAAGUCAAAUUCGAAAAUGUCUCCUCCUGUACGAAACAACAAUUUCAGAACAAAAUUCUGUUCUAAACUUUGUAAAGGUUUUAAGCAAUUACAUAAUUAAGCGGAUCCAAAAAUGUUUUUAUAAGUUGGAAGAUUGUUUGGAAAUGAUAAAUUUAACUGACAUAGAUGAGCAUCCAGGAAAAUUCAUUGAUCAAAUGAAUAUUGUUUUAAAUGCGUUAAACAAUAGGGAUAAUUUUGAACUUAUAAAGCCAAAUAUUGAUAAAAUCUUAUUUCAAGCUAUAACUAUUGCUAAGGUUGCCGAUACAGUAGACAACUUAGAAAUCACAUCUUCAUCUAAACAUGUUUUAAAAGCGAUUCAACAAUUUGAAAAUAUACAUAUCAAUGAAUCUGAUAAUUUUUUUCGAUUUGAUUAUUUAUCUUCUUCAUUAUCUAUUCUAGAAAGAAGAAUCAAUACAUCAGUAUUGCAUCUUAUUUUUAAGAUUUUUAAUGAUCCGUUUUUUACCAUUAAAAAACUGAUUAAAAAAUGCAGAGAUUCUGUUGACAUUCAAUUAAGAAAUUCAUCAGAUUUAUCUGAUAUGAUUUGUGAUUUGGAUAAAUAUACUGAUGCAUUAAUUCAAGUUGGAUUAUUUUCUGUGGCCUGUUGUAAAAAUGAUGAAUAUGUUAUUCCAUUAAAAUCAUGUAUAUCAAGCUUGGAAUUAUUGGACAGUGAUAUGGUACCAGCUAUUAUUGAGUUUUAUUUAGAUCCAACUUCAUUAGUAAAAAAAUCAUUUUUAAAACUGCUUAUAAACCAUUGGGUUUGCGAAAUUUGUGAAAUACAAAAUAUUCUAGACAAAAUUGUCGAUCCAUUUGCAUUCAUUCAAACAACAAUAGAAACUUCUAUGAAUUUUAUUGACACUAUCCAUAACAGUGAUCCAAAUACCAACAGGGAUUUGUAUGUAUAUUUUUUAAAUGGAAUGAUUAAUUUUUCAAAGUUUAUUGAAAAAAUAUUUGCUACUGCUCUUUUUGAAAAUAAAGAACUUUCAACAACUUAUGAACAGUUUAAAAAUGCUCUGAGAGAGUAUAAUGCAUGUUUAAUCUAUAAUCAAAAAACAAAUCAUAGUUUUAAUGAUUCAACUAAAAAUAAAUUGCUUAAAAGAUGUGCAAUUGUUAUCAAAUAUUUGAAGAAUAUCCAAACUAUAGCUUCUGAUAUAUUGUUUGAUAAAAGUUUGUCUGAAUUAGAAAACACUCACUAUAUUUUAUCUAAAACAAAACAAUCCUCACUGAAUUUGUUACAAAACGAUAACCUAGAUAAUAAUGAUGAUCUGAAUUUGUUGCUUACAACUACUCAAGUUCAAAAAUCGUUUUACAAUAAUUCAGAACGUAAAAUUUUAAAAAAACUGUGUCAUCAAGAGUAUAAUAGUUUAUCCUUAGCUGAUGAAACAACCUAUGAUAAUAUUGUAACUAUGGAUCUUACAAAUAUUUUAGAUAACUUUAUCAUUGAGUCAUUCAAUAUUAAUAAGGAUAAUAAAAAUAUAGUAAAUAUAUGGGAAGAAAUAGGUAUUGACACUCCUACGAGAAUACAAGAUUUAGAAAAUGUUGAUGAUAAGAUUAAAAGUGUUAAGAAAUGCUGUUGAGAUCCUAAACUUAACUAGUUAGUUAACUAUGUUAUUUUUAAUCAAAUUGUUACAAAUAUGAUUCAAUUAAAUAACUAAUCAGUUGUUAAGUUUAUCAUCUAAAAUUAUAAUACUUUAUAUUUUGUGUUAACUGUAUAAGUUAUUGACCAACAUUGAGAACAGCUUUAAUAUAGUAUUUUUUGUA
Molecule: messenger RNA, 2210 nt
Organism: Diuraphis noxia (Russian wheat aphid)
Lineage: Eukaryota; Metazoa; Arthropoda; Insecta; Hemiptera; Aphididae
Product: serendipity locus protein alpha
Biological process (GO): cellularization; cell migration; cell-cell adhesion
Cellular component (GO): cytoplasm; adherens junction; membrane
Molecular function (GO): actin filament binding; beta-catenin binding
Source: RefSeq, a predicted model, not a curated record